AUGGCUCAGGCUGCACGCAGAAAGGCGCGCCAGGCCGCUGGCGAUGUUCCGGAGGCAACGCCUUUGCUAGAAAGAUCGGCGAGAAAGACGGAGAAAGGCCGCAAUCAGCAUCCCGAAGGCAGAAUGAGCACCAGGAGAUUCCAGCCUCAGCCACCUUUGGAGAAGCAAACGACUCUCCGACUGCGAUUCCGACAGGCGUACUUUGAUCCUGGGCCCGAAGAGGACUGGUGGACGUCUCUUUCAACGACCAAUCCAGAUGGCGAGGGCCGAGGACACAAGCAGCUGAAGGAGAACACCGACAAAGAACAAGCUCGCCUGGGCUGGAUGCAGCGACUGCGCCCCAAGCCCCAUCGACGACUCUCUUAG
Penicillium canescens is the source of this 366-nucleotide messenger RNA. RefSeq lists its product as uncharacterized. The record is from RefSeq and is a predicted model, not a curated record. The transcript has a single exon. The coding region runs from base 1 to 366 and encodes 121 amino acids. Lineage: Eukaryota; Fungi; Ascomycota; Eurotiomycetes; Eurotiales; Aspergillaceae.